AUGUCUGAAAAGCGUGAACUAGAGUCAAUUGCUAUUGUGGGCAUGGGGUGCCGUUGGGCAGGAGGGAUUCGUGAUACAUCCGGUCUCUGGGAAUUUUUGAUCAACAAGCGAUCCGGAUACCAGGACUGGGGCGAGCCUCGCUUCUCAGCCAAAGGAUUCUAUCACCCUAACCCAGAGCGUCCAGGGACCACAGCCGCCAAGGGUGGCUACACUAUAACCGAGGAUCCUCGACUUUUUGAUCCGGCAUUUUUUGGAAUCUCAGGUCUUGAAGCAGAAACCAUGGAUGCGUCACAACGAAAACUCCUAGAGGUGGUUUAUGAGGCUUUUGAAAAUGCUGGAGAGACCUGGGAGAGCAUCAAUGGGGCACGCAUGGGAGUAUACGUUGCCGACGUCUCAAACGACAAUUUAUUUGUACAAACCCGAGACUGGGAAUAUGCGAGGCCACAUGCCUCCACUGGCGUCUGCCACAAUAUGCUGAGCAACCGCAUCAAUUACGUUUUCAACCUGAUCGGCCCAAGCGUUACUCUUGACAGCGCUUGUACCUCCGCCAUGUACGGCCUUCACAUGGCAAUGCAAGCCAUUCGUGGCGGAGACUGUGAUUCUGCUAUCGUGGCCACAGCAAACUGGAUUAUGGAUCCAGCUAUGCAGAUAGCCAUGGACAAGCUAGGGGCUUUAUCCGGUACUUCCAUGAGUCAUGCAUUUGAUGCUUCUGCAGAUGGCUAUGCGCGAGGCGAAGGAUUUGCCGCUAUAUACCUAAAGAAGCCCGAGACAGCCAUUAAGAAUGGCUCUCCCAUGCGCGCUCUCGUCCGUGGUAGCGCUAUCGGUGCGAACGGCCGUUCAAGCGGCAUCACCAAUCCGAGUGGUUCCGCCCAGGAGGUAAUAAUUCGCAAGGCAUACGAAAACACCGGUGGGCUAGACCCCUCGCAAACGCCAUUCCUUGAGUGCCACGGAACUGGCACACGUGUCGGUGACCCUAUCGAAAUCGAAGCGGCCGGAAAGGUUUUUGGGCCUGGACGAUCUGACGCGCCAGAGGACCGCCUACUUAUCGGAUCCGUCAAGACAAACCUGGGUCACACUGAGGGAGCGGCAGCUCUUGCUGGAAUCUUCAAAGCUGUACUCGCAUUGGAGACCGGUGUUAUUCCGCCCAGCAUUGGAGUGAAUACGCUGAACCCCAAAAUUGACUUCGAGAAGGCCAAGGCUGAAGUAGUCACUGAGGUCAUUCCAUGGCCAGAAGGCAAGCUACGACGAGCAAGUGUCACAUCCGCCGGUUUCGGGGGUUCUAUUGGACAUUGUGUCCUUGAUCACGUCAAUAUUUUAUAUCCGGACUACGUAAAGCCGGGAAUAUCGGGCACCGCAACACUCAAUGGCAGCUCGGUCAAACACUCUGCUGCAAAUCAGAAUAGUGUGACCCAUACCAACAGGUCAAAUGGACAUUAUAAUAGCCAUGCAAAUGAAAUCAGCAACACGAUAGCGGAGACCAAGCGUAUUACGAUUCUCCGGAAAUUCCAGUCAAAGGCAGUAGCUGAUGCUGACACUCGCCAAAUGGUGCUUUUACCAUUCGCAGCACACAAGGACACCUCUCUCAAGUUGAACAUUGAGGCACUGUCUAGUGUUAUUCACCAGCACUCUUUGGCAGAUGUCGCGUACACUCUAGGAGCCAGACGAUCGAAGCUUGCUCAACGAACCUUCCGCGUUGUGAAUACAAACGACGCUGCUCAGGGGCUUUUGAAUGAUGUCCAAAGGAUCUCCACGGCUGCGCCCGAGACUAUAAGUCUGGGCUUCGUCUUCACGGGUCAGGGAGCGCAGUGGCCCGCCAUGGGUGCUGAGCUCUUUGAAUAUAAUGUAUUCCGCACUUCCAUUGAGUAUUUGGACAGCAUUCUUUCAGCUGUGGCAGGAACUCGGUCUUGGACGAUUGAAGAAGUAUUGUCGGGGAAAUCUGGACCUGACUUUGUGCAAGCACCCGAGGCCUCGCAGACGGUAUGCACGGCAGUGCAGAUUGGUUUGGUGAACCUGCUCGCGUCUUGGUCUGUCUAUCCUUCGGGAGUGGUGGGUCACUCUUCAGGAGAGAUAGCCGCUGCAUAUGCUGCUGGUCGUAUCAGCGCCGCGGAGUCCAUCGCAGCUGCGUAUUUCCGGGGUCAGAUUGUCUCUCAGAACAAACAGCGUGGUGCGAUGCUGGCUGUCGGUAUGAGCCUAGAGCAAGCAGCUAAGUAUCUCGAGGGCAUCGAGCAGGACAUUAAAAUUGCUGCCAUCAACUCGUAUGAAAGUCUCACCCUAUCUGGUGAACAAGAAGUUGUCGAGAAACUCUCGGCAACACUCAACGAGGAAGGAGUGUUCAACAGACUGCUUAAGACCGGCGGCAAUGCUUACCACUCGCAUCAUAUGAUCGCACUAGGCCAAGAGUACGAGAAUCUACUCUCAAAGGGGCUUACUCGCCUCCAAAGUCUUGGACUACUCGAUGAACAGGAUCGAUAUCCAUGCAUCUCCUGGACCUCGUCAGUCACACUGCAUAAGGAAAUCACUACAAAUAGCGUCCCGGUAGCUUAUUGGAGAUCUAACCUCGAGUCUCCUGUUCGCUUCGCAGAUGCAGUUGUGAAUCUAGUUCAAGAUGAAGAUCUAAAUAUUGGAGCACUGGUAGAGAUUGGACCCCAUCCCGCACUGAAAGGCCCUGUGAACCAAGUGCUGAGAGGUAUUGGGAAGGAUAUCCCGUACACCGGGUCACUCACUCGCGGAGAGGACAGCAGACGAUCUAUCCUACAGCUCGCUGGGUCGCUAUUUGGGAUGAAUGCGCAGAUCAAUCUUACCGCAGUGAAUGCCACAGACGGCACGAGUAACGAGAAGCCAGUGCUCACACACGGCACUAUGGCCGUCGACCUUCCACCAUAUCAGUAUGACUAUGGGCCAGUGAGCUACUACGAGAGCCGCGUCAGUAAGGAGUUUCGCCUUCGCAAUGUUCAAAGGCACGACUUGGUAGGUUCCAAGGUGGCUGGGAAUGCAAAGCUCCGGCCUCAGUUCCGCAAUAUUCUCAGAUUAAAGGACCUUCCCUGGCUCAGUGAUCACCGUAUAAUGAAAGACGUUGUCUUCCCAGCAGCUGGCUUUGUAUGCAUGGCUAUGGUUGCCGCCUCACAGCUCUAUGAGGAAUACCUGAACGCACUGCCCAUCGCGGGAUUUUCACUCCGCAAUGUGGACAUCAAGGCGGCACUCAGAAUCCCCGAAGAUCAGCACGGAGUAGAGGUUGUGCUGAGCUUGGAGUUGACUAGUGAGAGCACCGUACAUGCCCCAUCAUGGACGACCUUCUCCGUCAGCUCCGUUACUCACGACUCGGGGGAAUGGACCGAGCACUGCACCGGUCAGAUCAAGCUGGAGAUCUCAAAUAUUGCCGAGACCAAAAGAAUGGAUUUCGGAAUUGAGUCUCGAGUUGUGGACUCGCGAGCCUGGUACAAGACUCUCGCAUCCAUCGGACACAGCUACGGGCCUGCUUUCCAAGCCCUCUCAGCAAUUCGUACAGCCGAAAACCUGGCGUCGGCCAGUAUCAGAUUGAAUAUAACAGCCGGUAUGGUCAAAGGAGGCGAAUCCGUGUAUCCGAUCCACCCCACGUCGUUGGAUGCCAUGAUCCAGCUUGGUCUCCUCGCUUGCCGCGGUGGGCAAAUAGAACGGGCAACUACGGCAUUUCUACCCAUCCAUUUCUCACAAAUGCAUCUACGCACUGGCAAUCAUCAGGAAACUUCUCUUCAGGGAACUGCUCUCGCUCAUGGUGAGCUCCGGGGCCUGCGAUCUGCCUACCUCCAGCUCCAACUACAGAACCAAGCAGGGGAGCUGCUCCUCAAUAUAAAGAACCUCCGCUGUAUCAGUCAUAUGCCGGAAAGCCAAUUUCCCGCCGAGGGUCCCAAAAUUAUCAGUCCUUUUAUGCGCAUGAUUUAUAAACCUGACUUCCGUGCGUUGAGCAACCGGCAGUCACGCAGCCUGUUUCCACCUCCAGCCGAGAACGCUUCCAAGGUCCCGAUACUUAAACUUCUUGACAGUAUUGCAGCGUUCAUCACAUUAGAUGCGUACGAUACGUUGAUAGGCAAUGUUGACAUCGAAAUACAUACAUCCGGCAUUUUGGGACAUUACAUCGCAUUGUUGAAAAAGCUUGUUGAUGAAACUGGAUCACCCCAGAUUACUGAAGCCAAAGCGCUCACUCUUGACCAGCGCUCUCAGGCACUCGGAAGGCUUUACGAAGAGGCCAGUGCUAUACUAGAGACGACGGUUCUUCGGCGUCUGCAUGAAAGCAUGUCUGAUAUUCUGCAGGGCAAGAAGACCGGCGCAGAGAUCUUAAAGCAGGAUGGACUGCUGGCUGAUUACGUUGAGAAUAGCCUGUUUAUCACUGGUGUCUACUCCCAGAUCACGAAGCUUUUGGACAGCAUCGGGCACGCUGAUCCUAAUAUCAAGAUCCUGGAACUUCGGGGAGGACGGGGACGCGUGGCUGGGUUAGUGCUAGAGGUUCUUAGUAGCACAACCGGCAUCAAGUGCUACCAGGAUUACACAGUGACGGACGACUCCGAAGCUGCACUCCGGGGGGCUCAGCUUCAACUCGCCAGCUACAAGGAUAUAAAAUUCUCCGUGUUGGACAUAGAGCAGGACCCACUGGCGCAGGGACUUGAGCCAGUCUACGAUGUAAUUAUCGCCUCGCAGGUCAUCCAUACGGCCUCGUCAAUCGUUCCUGCUCUCAAAAACGCCGGGAAGCUACUGAAGCCGGGUGGAAAGCUCAUCCUGGCUGAGGCCACAGGAGACAGCGCCUGGGUCAGGCUCAUCGGCGGCACCCAGCCCGGCUACUGGGGCAAGGCAGGGGACGGUCGCAUUGAUGGACCAUUCUUGGAUACCACCGAGUGGGAUAGAGCCUUGAGACUGGCUGGCUUCUCUGGAGUAGACGUGUGUUUGGAUGAUUACCCAUCUCCGACAUUGCAUUCGAAUGUCCUAGUUUCGACCCGGAUUAUCCCAGAUGCCUCUCCCUCGUCCGGGGUAGUCUGGCUGCUCCACGGCAAGAGAGUCCCUGGUUUGCUGAAGCAGCUCGCAGGUGAUCUGGAGAGUCGCAAACUACUCACAAAGACCAUGCCGCUGGGGAGCGUCCUGACCGACCUGCCUGCCGAAGCACGCGUGAUUGCCUUCUUAGACGACGAGAACCUAUUGUUGGAUGCUAGCGAACUGACUUUAAAUAUCUUCAAGUACCUUGCAUAUAACACAGCGUCUAUGGUGUGGCUGACGUCAACUGGCAUGAUUCAGGGCCGUAGCCCCGACGGAGCAGUGGUGGGAGGCCUCUUACGCACGAUCUCAACGGAGGUACUGACAGGGCGCUUCUGCUCUGUCGACAUCGAUGCCGAUCACUUCGAUGUCGGAGAAUUGGACACGAACGAGCUGGUUCGGACUCUCGCGGACAAGGAGCAGGAACUCCAGCAGCGGAACGAUAACCAGAGUGAAGAUCGGGAGUUCGCCUGGCACAAUGGCUGUCUGUGGGUAAGUCGGUUGGUCCCUGAGGCCGCGUUGCACGGAUAUGCAGAGCGCAUUCAGAUGCCCGCAACCCACGGCGUCCAACUCUUGCCUCUUGGCAGCCGGGGACCAGUGCGCGCCGCUUUUGAGACGUCGGGGAUGCUCAGUUCGCUCUACUUCAAGCCUUACACCGAGUUGGCCCAUCCUCUCCCGCAGGAUUCGAUUGAGGUCAAAGUGGCCGGUGUAGGACUGAAUUGGAAAGAUUUAGCAGUCUCGACGGGCCGCUUUGAUAUGAACAACCUUUCUUCUGAGUAUUCCGGUGUCAUCACGAGAGUCGGUGCAGAAGCAGCCUCUCGCUUUGCCGUGGGUGAUUUGGUAUACGGUCUGGGUGAGGGCCACUUUGGCAACUAUACACGCGUGCCUGGCGCCCUCGCGCAGAAGGCGCGCGUCGGCGACGAUCUGCUCAGCAUGGCGACGAUGCCGGUCGUCUUUAUGACAGCAAUAUACGCAUUUGAGCAUCUGACGCGCCUGCGCCGUGGCCAGAAAGUCUUGAUCCAUUCUGCGUCGGGUGGUGUCGGUCUCGGUGCAAUUCAAUUAGCACAAGCCAAGGGUGCUGAAGUUUAUGCGAUGGUUGGAACACCAGAGAAAGCACGCUUCUUGGUUGGAGAUGUUGGCCUCCCACCAUCACAUGUGUUAACGCGCGAACCGGAAGAGUUUGCACGAGCCACCGUCGCCACUGGCGGCUUUGAUGUGAUUCUGAGUACGGCCCAGGGCGAUAGGCUUUAUGAAUCCAUCCAGGCGCUCGCUCCCCUGGGCCAUCUCAUUGAUCUCGGCCGGUUGGAUGUCAUUGGUGCUAGAAGAAUUGGUCUGGAGCUGUUCCAGAAGAGUGCCAGCUUUUCGUCGUUCGAUCUCACUCAGCUGGUGCGUCAUGACUUGGGGCUUGGAGCUGAGCUCAUACAGGCCGUGGAUGAUCACUAUCGGGCUAAUAAUAUCGGUCCCAUCCGGCCGAUGUCUGUUUCAGAUAUCUCCCAGCUCGAUCAGACACUGCUCGGUUUCUCCAAGGGUACCCAUGUUGGCAAGCUGGUAGUGAGCUUCCAGGAUCCUAACACGCUUGUCCGGACUGUUUUAGCACCCCCAGCGGCCCAAUUUGACCCCAAAGCUUGUUAUGUUGUCACCGGUGGUCUGAGUGGUUUGGGGCGGUCGGUUAUCCAAUGGAUGGGCAACAGGGGCGCUCAAGAAAUCGUGGUAUUGUCUCGCCGUGGUUCCCACACCCCAGAUGCGCAGACACUUGUCGAUGCUAUGACCAAGCAUGGGGUGCGUGUCCACCCUGUGGCUUGUGAUAUCAGCAGCUUGAAGCAGGUUGCACGGGCCAUCAAAGAAGCAUCCUCCAUUCGACCGGUCAAGGGUAUUGUCCAUUGCGCGGUAUCAUACCAGGACAUUUCCUUCGAUAAGAUCUCUCUCGAGGGCUGGCGUAAUGGUCUUGCUGCAAAAGUGCACGGAACAUGGAAUUUGCACGAAGUCACGAAGGUCCUCCCACUGGAUUUCUUCAUCAUGACCACUUCGAUCCUCUCGGUUCUCGGCUUCGCAACUCAGGGUGCCUACACAGCCGCCAACAAUUUUCAGGAUCAGUUUGCGCGCUAUCGCCGCCGUCAUGGCCUGCCUGCUACAGCCGCCCAGUUUGGAUUAGUCAACGAUGUAGGCCACCUCAGUACUUCUACCACGACACUCCAGUUGAUGACUCGCAAUAAGGCUCUUACCGUGCCAGAGAGCUACUUCCUUCGCCUGCUGGAACCAGCGUUCAUCGGCGAUGUUGGCUUGCAAUUCAAUGGUGCUGCAGUUGACCCAUUAGCAGCCGCGACAUAUGUGACCUCCAUGGAUCCGGCGCAAAUGGCCCAGAAAGAACGAGAAAAUACCGAGUUUGGCAUCCGCAGUGCCGCCCAACCACGUUGGUACAGUGACGCGCGUGUAUCACACGUGAUUCGCGGGCUCGACGACGUGAUGCGCCAUAAUCGAGGAGAUGAGAAAUCAGGAUCAGCCGGAGACUUAAAAGGCGGGCGCUUAGCCACUACCCGAACGCGUCGCAAAUUUGAUGAUUUGGUUCAAAAAGCGCGUACCGCAUCUGACGAGAAUCAAAAGUUUGAGCUGCGCGCCCUGGCGCUGCAGCUUACUUCACAGUGGAUCGCCACCACAAUCGCAACAAUGCUGCUGGUGGAUAUAUCAUCUAUUAAUACAGCUCGUGCUGUGACUGACCAUGGUCUGGAUAGUCUCAUUGCGGUAGAGUUGCGCAACUGGUUCCACUUGGCUCUUGGAUUCAAGGUUACUAUGCUAGAUCUUCUGGACUCGCGCACCAGUAUCAAAUCCCUGGCCGCAAGGGUGGUUGAUGCUGUGGACUUUAAAGGAUGA
This is a messenger RNA of Penicillium concentricum, 7866 nucleotides long. Its product is annotated as type I polyketide synthase. Bases 1 to 7866 code for a protein of 2621 amino acids. Gene Ontology annotation, molecular function: phosphopantetheine binding; oxidoreductase activity; 3-oxoacyl-[acyl-carrier-protein] synthase activity. NCBI's taxonomy places the organism in Eukaryota, Fungi, Ascomycota, Eurotiomycetes, Eurotiales, Aspergillaceae. The transcript is spliced from 3 exons. Gene Ontology annotation, biological process: secondary metabolite biosynthetic process; fatty acid biosynthetic process. The record is from RefSeq and is a predicted model, not a curated record.